Molecule: messenger RNA, 7010 nt
Organism: Syngnathus typhle (broad-nosed pipefish)
Lineage: Eukaryota; Metazoa; Chordata; Actinopteri; Syngnathiformes; Syngnathidae
Gene: ptprfa
Product: protein tyrosine phosphatase receptor type Fa
Exons: 36
Coding region: 533-6265 (1910 amino acids)
Biological process (GO): protein dephosphorylation
Molecular function (GO): protein tyrosine phosphatase activity; protein binding
Source: RefSeq, a predicted model, not a curated record
GUAUGCGGAAGUGGAGGAAAAAACAAGUCCCGUGACUUGUCAUUGUUAGUUUUCAUACACAAACAAUAACACUUAAAGUUAAUGGUGUGUCACUGCGAGUAUGAGACGUGACAUCUGAUGACGUAUAUGUAGGCAUCCCGUCAGCCACGCUGAUGGCCAUGUUGUCGUGUGGUUAUGUUGGCGAACGCCAGCGAGGAAGUCAAUUAGCUGGCCGCGAUGCCGCCCCGAUGCCCGCGCACCCCUCCUGGGUGAUGCUCUUUCAUUAGCGCUUGUGCUCAUAGCGCUCCCUCUGGCAUAGAUAAGUCAUUACACCAAUCGCCACGAUAAGAGUUCACCGACUUUUAUUGCUGCUGUCAAAUGAAGUAUGUUUUCUGUCUUGUUAGGUGACAUUUGAGGUAGCAAGUGGCGGUUCUCAACUAGCUGCAAGCACUAUGAUAGCCUUCAGAAGAAGACCACCUCCACCUACUCGAGAACAUGGUUUCUCUCGACUACGACGUGACCUUUUAGCCAAUCGGCAGCCGAAGUGGAGACAAUGGGCAUGGGCCGCAUCGGUGGUGCCGUUCCACUCCUGGCGCUGUCGUUGGCCUGGCUGCUGCUGCCGUCUCGCGCCGACACCAUGCCGACCUUUGUCAAGUCGCCCGACGACCAGACAGGCAUCUCAGGGGGUGUGGCCUCAUUCGUCUGCCAGGCACUGGGCGAGCCCAAGCCGCGCAUCACCUGGAUGAAGAAAGGCAAGAAAGUCAGCUCACAGCGAUUUGAGGUGAUUGAGUUUGACAACGGCUCGGGUUCGGUUUUGCGAAUCCAGCCACUUAGGACGAACCGCGACGAGGCGAUUUACGAGUGCACCGCUGCCAACAGCUUGGGGGAGAUCAACGUCAGCGCCAAACUCACCGUCCUAGAAGAGGAGCAGAUCCCUCACGGCUUCCCGAGCAUUGACAUGGGUCCUCAGCUGAAGGUGGUGGAGAGGACGCGCACAGCCACCAUGUUGUGUGCCGCCAGCGGAAACCCAGACCCUGAGAUAUUCUGGCUGAAAGACUUCCUACCCGUCGAGAUCGAAAGCAGCAACGGACGCAUCAAGCAGCUACGCUCAGGCGCUCUUCAGAUUGAGAACAGCGAGGAAGCAGACCAGGGCAAGUACGAAUGUGUGGCCGUCAACUCAGCAGGGACCAGAUACUCGGCUCCGGCGAACCUCUACGUACGAGUUCGUCGCGUGCCACCCCGUUUCUCCAUCCCGCCGUCCCAUCACGAGGUGAUGCCCGGUGGCAGCGUGAACCUGACAUGUGUGGCGGUAGGCGCGCCCAUGCCCUACGUCAAGUGGAUGAGCGGCGAGGCCGAGCUGACCCGCGAGGACGAGAUGCCCAUUGGACGCAAUGUGCUAGAGCUGGCCAACGUCCGCCAGUCUGCCAACUACACCUGCAUGGCCAUCUCUUCGCUGGGCGUGAUCCAAACCACGGCGCAGAUUACUGUCAAAGCCCUACCCAAGCCCCCUACCUCCCUCAUGGUGACCGAGACCACCGCCACUAGCGUCACUCUAACGUGGGACUCGGGCACCCUGGAGCCUGUGUCCUAUUAUGUGAUCCAGUACCGAGCUAAGGCAUCUGACAACGGCUUCCAGGAGGUGGACGGCGUGGCCACCACCCGCUACAGCAUCGGGGGUCUCAGCCCUUUCUCCCAAUACGACUUCCGAGUGAUGGCGGUCAAUAACGUGGGCCGCGGGCCACCGGGGGUCGUGGUGGACACACGCACCAGCGAGCAGGCGCCUUCCUCGCCUCCUCUCCGUGUCCAGUCCCGGAUGCUGAGUCCCACCACCGUGCUGGUCCAGUGGGAGCCCCCCGAGGAGGCUAACGGGCAAAUCCAGGGGUACCGGGUCUACUACAGCGCCAACCCCCAGGAACCCCUCGGUGCCUGGAACAAACACAACACGGACGACAGCCAGCUGACCACCGUGGGCGGACUUGCCCCAGACGUCACCUAUGGAUUCAGGGUGCUCGCCUUCACCUCGGUGGGUGAUGGACCUCCAUCUGAUGUCCUGCUCGUCAAGAUGCAGCAAGGGGUUCCUGCUCAGCCGUCGGAUUUGGAGGCCGAAGCUGAGCUGGACUCUCGCAUCAUGCUGUCUUGGCUGUGGCCCGUCCAGGACCAGGUCGUCGGGUAUGAGGUGCGCUACUGGGAGGCCAACGACCCUCAAGGGAAGCGUAGCGUGACCUUUGAGCCCGCCGGGUCGUACGCCGUGGACGGUUUGAAAGCUGACACUGUCUACGUGUUCACGCUGGCCGCCAGAUCUGAGACGGGAUUAGGAGUUUUCACGAGACCCAUCGAGUGCAGGACUGCUCGAUCAACCCCCUCGGUGCCCCCCCAGGACGUCCGCUUGCUCAGCCUGAGCUCCACAAGCAUCCAAGUCAGUUGGGCACCACCGCCCACUUCCACCGACGGCCCCUAUGAUGCCGCCGCCAUCACCGGCUACUCGCUUGCCUACCGUGCAUUGGGCAGGGAGGAUGCACAGCGCCACCUGGUGUCUGGCAUUGGUGCCGACGUGCACAGUUAUGCGCUGGAGGGUCUGGAAAAGUGGACGGAAUAUUCCGUGUGGGUGCGAGCGCUGACCGACAUCGGGCCUGGACCAGAGAGUCCGCCGGCCCGUGCCAGGACGCAGGAAGACGUGCCCGAAGCGCCGCCCAGAAAGGUGGAGGCGGACGCCAUUAAUGCCACGGCGGUUCGGGUGAGCUGGAAGCCGCCCCUGUCCAUCAAGCAGAAUGGCCAUGUGCGAGGUUACCAGAUCAUCUACUCCAGGAUGGAGCGAGGCGAGCCUCACGGACAGCCCCUCAUCGUGGACGUCGCCCAGCCCGACGCGCAGGAAGCCAUCUUGACGGGCCUGCUGCCGGAGACCAGCUACUCGCUGACGGUGGCGGCGUACACCACCAAGGGGGACGGCGCCCACAGCAAAGCCCGGCUGGUCACCACCACGGGGGCAGUUCCCGGCAGGCCCACCAUGAUGAUCAGCACUACAAUCGGCAACACGGCGCUGAUCCAAUGGCAGCCACCCAAGGAAAUGGUGGGUGAGCACACGGGCUACCGGCUGCAGUACAAGCGUGUCGAGGAGGACGCCUUCGCCGUCAGAGACUUCCGCAAGACCGACGACCACUUCACUGUCACGGGCCUCCACAAAGGGGCCACCUACAUCUUCAAACUGUGCGCCAAUAACCGAGCGGGCAACGGCGAAGAGUACGUGAAAGAGAUUAGUACCCCAGAGGACGCCCCCACCAGCUACCCGCUCAAUCUGAGCGUGGUGGGCCUGACCGCCACUGCCACCCGGCUGACCUGGGAGCCGCCCCCACCGGCUGAGCGCAAUGGGAAGAUCGUCAAGUACGUUGUGGUGUAUCGUGACAUCAACAGCCAGAACGAGAGCUCCGACGCCACGGCGGAAACGCACGUGACCCUGAACGGCCUGCAGCCGGACACCACCUACGACAUCCGCGUACGGGCCUUCACCGCAAAAGGCGGUGGACCGCUCAGCCCCAGCAUACAGAGCAGGACCAUGUCCACCACAAUGCCAGUGUUCACCAAGAACUUUGGAGUCAAGGCAGUCACGAGAACGUCCGUGCUCCUGACUUGGGAUGUUCCUGAGAUCUUUGAGUCCGAGGUUCCCCUCAAGAUCCUCUACAACCAGCAGAGCGUGGAGGUGCACGGCCAACUCAAGAGGAAGCUCAUCACGCAGCUCACACCCGACACAGAAUACUCUUUUGUGCUAAUGAGCCGGGGGAACAGCGCCGGCGGCCUCCAGCAACAGGUCUCCAUCCGGACCGCUCCUGACCUGCUCCUGAACAAGCCUUCAGAGUCUCCGCAGGACGUGGAGGAGGGUGGGAAAGUCAUGCUGCGGCUGCCCCAGGUCCCACCAGGAACCGCAUUUAGGUGGUUCUACAUUGUGGUGGUUCCAGUCACCCCAACAUCCCUGAGGUGGGAGAACCCUGAAGAUGUGGACCUCCAAGAACUUCUGGAAAGCGACGAUGAUGCCCAGAGGAAGAGAAGGCACCUCGAGAGCGAAUUCCUGUGGCCUUAUGUAGCGGCCAAGCUGGACUCGCUUCCUGAGAUUUUCACCCUGGGCGACGGCCACGAGUACCACGGCUUCCGCAAUAAGGCAUUAACAGGGCAACAGCAGUAUCGAUGCUUUGUGCUGGCCGAGCUGACAGACCGUGAAUAUCAGAGGACACUGGUGGCCAGUCCAUUCUCGGAAGCCAUUCUGGUGAAGUUCCACAGUGGGAUGGCGCGCCACUCCGAGGAUCCCGAGAUGCUUUGGGUGAUGGGACCCGUGCUGGCUGUCAUCCUCAUCGUCAUCAUCGUCAUCGCCAUUCUUCUCUUCAAGAGCAAACAAGAAAGGAAGCGAACGUCUCCAUCGUCCAAAGACGAGCACAUGGCCGGUGUGAAGGACUCACUGCUGGCCCACUCGUCCGACCCUGUAGAGAUGAGGAGGCUCAACUGUCAGACGCAAGGUGGCAGCACUCUCAGUUGUCCAACCACACCAAGAAUGAGACAACAUCCUCCCAUUGCCUCCUGCGACCUGGCCGACCACAUCGAUAGACUUAAGGCCAACGAUGGCCUGUGUUUUUCGCAGGAGUACGAGUCCAUCGAACCCGGUCAGCGGUUCACAUGGGAACAUUCCAACAUGGAGAUCAACAAGCCAAAGAAUCGCUACGCCAACGUCAUCGCCUACGACCACACCAGAGUCCUGCUCGCGCCUGUGGACGGAGUUCCCGGCAGCGACUACAUCAACGCAAACUACGUGGACGGCUACAGGAAGCAGAAUGCCUACAUCGCCACACAGGGUCCGCUGCCUGACACCCUCGGAGACUUCUGGAGGCUGGUGUGGGAGCAGCGCACCUCCACCGUCGUCAUGAUGACUCGCCUGGAGGAGAAAUCGCGGGUGAAGUGCGACCAGUACUGGCCCAGUCGUGGGACCGAAACCUACGGCAUGAUCCAGGUGACCAUGUUGGACUCUGUGGACUUGGCCACCUACAGCGUACGCACCUUCGCACUCUACAAGAACGGUUCCAGCGAGAGGAGGGAGGUGCGCCAGUUCCAGUUCAUGGCCUGGCCCGACCACGGUGUGCCCGAGUACCCCACCCCCACACUGGCCUUCCUGCGCAGGGUCAAAGCCUGUAACCCCCCUGAUGCCGGACCCAUGGUGGUCCACUGCAGCGCGGGGGUCGGCCGCACAGGCUGCUUCAUGGUGAUCGACGCCAUGCUGGAGCGCAUGAAACACGAGCAUUCGGUGGACGUGUACGGACACGUCACCUGCAUGAGGGCCCAAAGGAACUACAUGGUCCAGACAGAGGACCAGUACGUCUUCAUCUACGAGGCCCUGUUGGAGGCCGCCCUGUGCGGAAACACAGAGGUGGCCGCCCGAAACCUCUAUGCGCACGUGCACAAGCUCAGCCAAGUGCCCCCCGGGGAAACCGUCACUGCCAUGGAGCUGGAGUUUAAGAAGUUGGCCAACUCCAAAGCACAUACCUCACGUUUCAUCAGUGCCAACCUGCCGUGCAACAAGUUCAAGAACCGCCUGGUGAACAUCAUGCCUUUCGAGUCCAGCCGCAUCGUCCUGCAGCCAAUCAGAGGCGUGGAGGGCUCAGACUACAUCAACGCCAGCUUCAUCGACGGAUACAGGCUGCAGAGAGCUUACAUUGCCACCCAGGGCCCCUUGGCUGAGACCGCAGAGGACUUCUGGAGGAUGCUGUGGGAGCACAACUCUACCAUCGUCGUCAUGCUUACCAAACUGCGCGAGAUGGGACGGGAAAAGUGCCAUCAGUACUGGCCCGCUGAGCGUUCAGCCCGCUACCAGUACUUUGUUGUGGACCCCAUGGCCGAGUACAACAUGCCGCAGUACAUCCUAAGGGAGUUCAAAGUGACUGACGCCAGGGAUGGACAGUCCAGGACCAUUAGGCAGUUUCAGUUCAAUGAUUGGCCCGAGCAGGGAGUUCCCAAAAAUGGAGAAGGCUUUAUCGACUUCAUCGGACAAGUCCACAAAACUAAGGAGCAGUUUGGCCAAGACGGACCCAUCACUGUGCACUGCAGCGCUGGCGUGGGGCGGAGUGGCGUCUUCAUCACGCUGAGCAUCGUCUUGGAGAGGAUGAGGUACGAGGGCGCCGUCGACGUCUUCCAAACGGUCAAGACGCUCAGGACUCAACGACCCGCCAUGGUGCAGACCGAGGACCAGUACCAGCUGUGCUACCGAGCUGCCCUGGAGUACCUAGGAAGCUUUGACCACUAUGCAACAUAACAGCACCCUCACGAGCACCCUUCUGCGAGCCAUGCCGACUUCGCUCAGACCAUGAGGAGGUGACCGCCAGUCGGAGUGGUGGGCUGACUCUCGACGAAACCUCCCCCAAACACCCGUUGUCCCUUCGUCAGUCAUUUUCUAUCACGUCUUAAUCUUUUCACUUUCUAUAAGCACUGCUGAGGACAUGUCUUUUUCAACAUGCUCCCACAUAUUAUGAUCAUGAUUAUUGUUGUUACUAUUAUUAAUACUCACCUGCUGCUAUUUUUUUUAUACCAUAGACAUGAUCAUACUCUAAUGUUACUUUUAUUCUUUUUUGGGGGGAGGGCGGGGUCUUAACUUCAUGACGAUGGAGAACUCAGUCACAAACUUUAUGGCUGGGAAAUGCUCAACAGGAUGUUGAGCCAUGGCAAGAGUGGUUGCACUUCUUGAAAUUUGUACGUGAGCCUUGGCCUAGUCAACAAGGAGUCUGCCCUAUGAUUUCAUGAUUUUAGAAACAUAUAAUAAUUAAACAGAGAAUAUAAAAUAUUGUGCCACUCCAAAGAAGAGAAAAUAUAGAUUGUCAGACUUUGGGGGGGGGGUUGGGUUGGGAGUCAAUAACAGCGCUUUAGUCCGUGGAUGAUGCAAGAUGCAUUCAGUUGAAUAAAUCUAUAUAUUUUAUGUUGUCUUGCAUAUGUGAUCUCCUCUCUAUUUUUAAAUAAAAAAAGAUGCAAAGAAAGGCCUUAAAACCUUGAUGUUCAAACUCUAA